GAGAGAAUCAAGCAGAAAAAAAUUACUUUUGUUUGUAUUCCUACCAACUCAUUCAGUUUAAUUGUAUUAUUGUGCACUAGUAUUUUAUAUCAUUAAUGUUUAAAAUUUAAGAAUAAGAGUGGAUUUCCUUUGAAUGUUGAUUAAUAUGAGCUGUCAUUUAUUGAUUCACUCUCUUUGUUUCCAAUGUGUUACAGUAUAAAGAGACUCCACUUCACAGGCUGUCAAAAGCCAAACAUAAAUUCAGAGAUCACCUUAAUAUUGCAAGACUUCUUUUGGAUGCCGGGGCUGAUGUAAAUAUAAAGAAUGAGGUAUUGCAGUUCCAUUGGUGAUGUGGAAGAUAAAAAUAAGACCAAUUCAAUAAAAAAUUUGCUUACAGCUUGAGCAGUGGCUGAUCUAGGAUUAAAGAAUGGAGGAUGGCUAGGUAGUGUAUACAGGUUGUUCAUGGAGGCCUCGACCCCAGAACUUUCCACAUUCUGAGGUCUGUUAAUGAUGUUGAAGUCUCAUACAAAUAAAUAAAAUAAUUCUGGCUUUUCUGUUGACGGAUAAUAUCAACAAGACUAGAUGAAAUUAUUUGAUAAUAUGAUGAUAAUGAUUACAUAAACAGCAGCACAGUAUCAGUAGUGGAGCCUAAUAUGAGAGAAGAGAGUCCAUGGCUGGGGUGAAUGAGGGUGGGAAUGAGGUUUGCUUAAUUGUAGGUUAUUUGGUAAAAUGUAAACCACUCCACAAAGCAUCUUGAGUUUAUAAAUGUUAACUUUGUUUCUAUUACUUGGUAUAAAGGGAUUGCUCUUGUCUAGGCGUAUGUAUUUUUGUGGGAAAGGUUAUCCACCCUAUUCACUUCUCCCCAUCCUAGAUCUAUUCUUGCUUGAGUUAUUUAAAUAGCUGUUGUUGCUGCUUGAUUGAUUGACAAAGAUUCUGAAGACCACUGGUACAGUAAUAUUAGCACAACAAGCGAUUGUGUUGUUGGAAUGGUCUUAUAAUCAAUACUUAUGAUUGAAUCUUUGCAAGAUAUAAAAGAAAAUUGCACUGAUAUGUACGUAUAAUAUUUCUUUUAGGAUACUUCUUGUGAUUAUUUUUGCGUGAUACUUUCUAUGAAGUAUUUUUUAAAGUAGAAUGAUCGAUAUUGAUUUGUUUUAAAUUUUAUGUGUUAUUAUUUUUACAGGCCAAUCAGACACCACGUGAUCUCUAUAUAAAGAAUAAAUGUCAGAGGUAUGAUUCUACAAAUAGAGAAAAACACAAGGAAGAAGUCUUGCAACUUCUGCAAGGGAUUGCAGUCCCAGAAGUAAUUAUGGCUAGAGGAGAAGCAGCUCUGAAGGUUUUUAAUGAGGAGUUGGAAGAUGGCAAAAUCACAGUAAACCACGCACGAUUAAUGAUGACUGGAAAGGAGGGCGUUGGAAAAACGUGUUUGGUAAAAACUCUGCUUGAAAAACCAUUUAAUGAAGCAGAACCAUCAACCGAUGGAAUUGUUUUGACUACUGCUUUCCAAACUACUGGUGUUGGUUGUAAGUGGAAAGAAACUGAGGACAUGGACGAGUGUGAAUGGAUUAAGCUGAUAUAUAAUAAUGAAUUAGAAGGUAGAGUUGCUGAGAAAUUAAAACUGAAAGGUAAUCAAACAGAGGGAGUUGAAUCGACACCUCCACCAGCACUAGAACCAGCACCUCAACCAGAACCUUCACCUCUACCAGCAGCAGAACCGGCACCUCAACCAGCACCAGAACCAGCACCUCUACCAGCACCUCAACCAGCACCUCUACCAGCACCUCUACCAGCACCUCUACCAGCACCAGCACACAUGCCUAAAAGAACGAGAACCCAGAAAUUAAUUAGGCGUGUGUUCUCUCCAUUCAGCAAAAAAAGGAGAAAAGGAAAAUCAUCUAUCACACUAGAGGUAAGACAACCUGAGGCUGUAUGUGUUUUUCACACAUCAUGAAACAAACUUAACUAUAAAAUGUGCAACUAAUUUGUUUUUAUUUUAUUUUAUUUCAACAAUAUUUUAUGAGGGUGGUGAAUCCAGCUGGAGCUAAACAUUAGGGAGCCUCAAUACAUAACACAAGUAACAAAGGAAAUAUAAAUGGUUAACAAAGAAAUUAAAAUGAUAGAAUAAUAUUAAAAACCAAGUAACAAAGGAAAAGAAAUCAUUACUACAUAUAUAUAUAUUAUAUAAAUAAAAUUUAAAAUAAAAUCAAAUUGACUAAAAAAAAAUUAAAAGAAGAAUAAUAAUGGCAAAAUAAAGAAAAUAACGAAGUUAAAAUUCAAACAAAUUAAAAAAAAAUACAUAUAAGUUUAGGGCCAGCCUGAAGAAAAAAAGAGAUGUGGUGGGUGGGGGGAGACAGAGGGAAAAAAUAUUAUAUAUAAACCACGGAAAGAGAGAGAUAGCUUUUGAGGUUACAUUUAAAGGAUCAGAUGCUUGUAGAAUUUCAGCUUUUUAAAGGGAGUGAGUUAAAAAGCGAGGGGGCAUUGAAGCUGAAACAAAGUUUAAACAAUUCUAAGCAGGGCCUAGGAAUAAGGAGAUCACCUAAACAAGAACAGCUUACGAAAAUACAAACUAACAACAGAAGAAUAGAAAAACUGAAAACAAAAAAACCAAAGGUACAU
Molecule: messenger RNA, 2592 nt
Organism: Anneissia japonica
Lineage: Eukaryota; Metazoa; Echinodermata; Crinoidea; Comatulida; Comatulidae
Product: cyclin-dependent kinase inhibitor 1C-like
Exons: 5
Coding region: 1286-1927 (213 amino acids)
Source: RefSeq, a predicted model, not a curated record